This is a messenger RNA of Pistacia vera, 1597 nucleotides long. Its product is annotated as deoxyhypusine synthase-like. Lineage: Eukaryota; Viridiplantae; Streptophyta; Magnoliopsida; Sapindales; Anacardiaceae. The record is from RefSeq and is a predicted model, not a curated record. Gene Ontology annotation, biological process: peptidyl-hypusine biosynthetic process. The transcript is spliced from 7 exons. The coding region runs from base 72 to 1223 and encodes 383 amino acids. Gene Ontology annotation, molecular function: deoxyhypusine synthase activity. Gene Ontology annotation, cellular component: cytoplasm.
UUUAUAUUAAACUGAUAUAUUCUAGCUGAUUAUGUGCAGUACUUUUGCAAGAAGAAAGAAGCUUGGUAAAGAUGGGAUCAAACAAGAACGGGCGUCUGGAAUCUGCACACUUGGCUGUUUUUAAGCGAUCAAAAAAUCUGGAGGGAAAAAGCAUUAAGAUAAUGGGUUAUGAUUUCAACCAAGGAGUGGACUACUCUCAGCUUCUCAAAUCCAUGGUCUCUACUGGCUUUCAAGCUUCAAAUCUUGGAGAUGCAUUUGAUAUAGUUAAUCAGAUGCUUGAUUGGAGGCUUUCUGAUGAAAGUAUAACAGAAGAGUGCAGUGAGAAAGAGAAGGAUCCUGCUUAUAGAGAGUCAGUGACAUGCAAAAUAUUUCUGGGUUUUACGUCCAAUCUCAUUUCUUCUGGUGUUAGAGAAACUAUUUGCUAUCUUGCUCAGCACCACAUGGUUGAUGUAAUGGUGACAACAGCUGGUGGCAUAGAAGAAGAUUUCAUAAAAUGUCUUGCACCAACUUAUAAAGGUGAUUUUGCCCUGGCUGGAGCUCAGUUAAGGUCGAAAGGAUUGAACCGCAUAGGUAAUUUGUUGGCGCCUAAUGACAACUACUGCAAAUUUGAAGAUUGGAUUCAACAAAUUUUUGACCAGAUGAUGAAGGAACAAAUUCAAGACAAAGUAAUUUGGACAUCAUCUAAGAUUAUUGCUCGCUUAGGAAAAGAAAUCAAUGAUGAGAGUUCAUACCUUUACUGGGCAUACAAGAAUAACAUCCCAGUGUUCUGUCCUGCCAUUACCGAUGGCUCAAUAGGGGAUAUGUUAUACUUUCACUCCUUUCGCAGCCCCCCAGGUUUGGUUGUUGACAUAACGCAAGAUGUCAGAGCCAUGAAUGAUGAAGCUGUCAAUGCCAGUCCGAGGAAAACAGGUAUGGUAAUUCUAGGAGGAGGACUGCCUAAGCAUCACAUAUGCAACGCAAAUAUGAUGCGCAAUGGUGCAGAUUUUGCCGUCUACAUUAAUACUGCACAAGAGUUUGAUGGGAGUGACUCUGGAGCCCGUCCUGAUGAGGCUGUAUCUUGGGGGAAAAUACGAGCCAAUGCUAAAACUGUUAAGGUACACUGUGAUGCUACCAUUGCUUUCCCUCUGGUGGUUGCAGAAACAUUUGCUCAAAGACAAAGCAAAUCCGUUAAGUCUAAGAGUGCCAACUCAAUAUUAGACAAUUCCAACGGGAUUAUGAAAUAGCUUCUUUCCGUAUGCUUUAAUUGUAUGCAAGUCUGCUUUGUUUUAUAGUUCUGCUGGAACUUGAUCAUGGUCUUGAGAGUUGGGGGACUAUAAGAAUAAGUUAAAGUGAGCAUGAAAGAACUGUGAGAGCAAAUAUGGUUAAUUAGAUAAUUCAUGUCAUGUUUAUGAGUCAUUUAAUUGCUUGUAUUGUUGUGCUUCUGGAGAUAAAAAACUGUAAUUUCCUGUGGUGUUCAAGUUGUGACUAGCUAGUUUCUUUAUGAUCAAAGUCAAACCAUAUCUCACUAUGUCAAGAUCUACAUUACUACUAAAGGGUUUAAAACUGAUUUAGUGGAUUGUACUUGAAGAACACGAAAUAUGAGUAAUAAUGACCUUUU